This is a messenger RNA of Coprinopsis cinerea okayama7#130, 774 nucleotides long. RefSeq lists its product as hypothetical. The record is from RefSeq and is a predicted model, not a curated record. The coding region runs from base 1 to 774 and encodes 257 amino acids. The transcript has 2 exons. Lineage: Eukaryota; Fungi; Basidiomycota; Agaricomycetes; Agaricales; Psathyrellaceae.
AUGUCCUACAGCAACCACCAUCGACUACGUCUCGUCUUCGAGCUCUGUCUACUUUCACUCUCCGUCCUCCCAAUCGAGUUCUCCAAUGCACUCUCGGAUCCCCAAAUCCACCUCAGCCAUCCACUUCGACAAGCUAAACCACUUCCGUUGGCUGUACCUGAAUCCACAGCUUUCGUUGACCCGACCUCCAUCUCCCGACAUCGCAAGCCAAGCGAACGACAUAGACAAACCGUGUGGCCUGCACCGGGAGGAGGUCCCACACCAGUUCCGAUAUUGAUAGGAGAACCAUGUGGAGGGAAGGAUCACCUAGGGCCUACAGAGUGUGCGCCCGAUCCACAUUAUGUUGUUGAGUGUGUUGCAGUUCCGGAGGAUGAGAGAGCACCUGUCGACGAGUUCUACAGACCGCAUGUCCCACACCUACUCCACCCCCUCCUCCCCCGGAAAUCAUCACCGACAACGAUGAGGACGAGGACGAAGAAGACGAAAUUGAAGAGCCAGAAGAGGAAGAAGAGCCAGGCAAUUGGGAGCUACUUCGCGCUCCCCACCCGACGCAUCCAUGUCGACCGUUCGACAGCGCCUUUACCUCCUCGAACUUCCUCUUCCCGCCCCUUCCUUCCCCGACAACCGGAGUCCAAUGCUACGCUUCGUGUUCGUGUCCAGCUCAGCCACCAGGAUGUCCUCGAGUCGACUGCGAGCGUACGCGAUGUCGUCAACAUGGUCAGCUUCCCUGGCUUGGGUGGGCUGAACCGGAGAGUGAGGAUGCCGUUGAACUGA